This is a messenger RNA of Zootermopsis nevadensis, 2173 nucleotides long. RefSeq names its product maternal protein exuperantia (gene exu). The record is from RefSeq and is a predicted model, not a curated record. Lineage: Eukaryota; Metazoa; Arthropoda; Insecta; Blattodea; Termopsidae. Gene Ontology annotation, molecular function: RNA binding; protein homodimerization activity. Gene Ontology annotation, biological process: bicoid mRNA localization.
GCGGCGGAUAAUGAUUGUGAAUAGGUAUACUUAUAAGGAAAAUUCUUUAAGAAAUAACUCAUGGAACGAACAGAAGCAAAGUUAUACAUUAAGCACAUAGCAAAACUUUCAACUGUCCACGGAUUCCAGUACGUAGUAUGUCAAACAAGGAGCAUCCAAGAGUUAUUAUAUUAAUUUAAAUUGCUAUAUUAUUGCACCGAAAACUGAUGUCAGUUUAUGAACACUACUGGUGACGUAAUAAACUAUAUAUAUGUAUAUAUCUGUAUCUGUACAACAGGAUUCGGUGUGCGUAUCGUGUGGUCAGUGCUUUAGACUUCGACCUUUUUAUUUGUCUUCCACGUGCAAACCAUUCUGGCAUUGACGUACACAGUUAUUCUAUAGAGACAAGAUACUUUGGAUUUUGCGACGUCAUUUCUGUAGAGGGAAAUCAUACAUUAAAAAAUAUUUAAAAUAUAUAGGUGAGUUAGUUCUAGCUGUUACAUGGUUAUUGGAAAAUGGUUUCCACAACUGUAAUGGAGAAUGGAAUUAAGGUUGGAGAGGUGUCUGGCUUGCCAGCUGGUGAAUAUAGCCUGGUUGGAUGGGAUUUGGACACCACUGGACGCCGACUGAUUGAUGAAAUCUGCCACAUUGCAGCAUAUUCUCCAGCAGACACAUUCUCCCAGUAUGUGAUGCCAUUUUGUGAUUUAAAUAUUAGGGCUCAACGCAGACACAACAUAAGAGUCAUAACUGUAGGUCGCUAUCGCAUGCUCAAGGAUUGCAAGACUGGAAAGGUGCUAAAAACCAAAAGUGAGAUAUAUGGAUUAUCAGACUUUAUUCAUUGGCUAGAAAUUGUAAAAGGAAAUGCUGUAGAUGGUGUAAUUCUUGUGAGCCAUGAGCCCCGCAUGGUGGCAGCACCGCUACUUUUGGAGGCAUUGCAAAAGUACAACCUGCUUGAGAGAUUCUCUGCUGUAGUGAAGGGAUUUGCCAAUGGAUAUAGAGUAGCAGAAGUAAAAUGUGCCAAAACAGUACGCUCAUUUUCACUGCGCACUUUGUCCCGUGUGUUACUGAAUAAUGAAGAGGACCUAGACAGUGCUGCAGACAGAGCACGUCUUGCCUUCCAGAUAGUACAACACCUGUGUGCUGGGGAAGAUCGCCCAGAAAGUAACCAAGGCAGUGGGGAUGGACAGGCUGAUAAUCAUGGACUUGCAGAAGCGAUACGUCAGUUCACAAAUACUGUAGCCAAAGAGGAGAUGGAACUUGUCGGACUGAAGACAGUGUUGAAACGUCAGGCCUCUAUGCGUCCUGUAUUUGGUCCAUUGCUUUCUGUAAACAGACGUGAGAGGCAGCGUGCUAGCAAUUUGCGCAGAAUUCUUGCUGAAGCAGAGAUCGACUAUCCACUGCUCACUGCUACAUACUCAAAAGAUGGAAAGGAAAGCAUUACCCAGUUGCUAGCUUCUAAAUUAACACAAGUUAAGCCAAAAGAGAGGGAUGAAUUACAUGAGCUAUUAAUGGGCCACUUUGACCCAGAGUCAAAACCAAAAAGUGAGAAGACUCAAGUGAACAAAGAGAGUAAAUAUGGUGUUGGGGAUGUAAGUGGAUCCAGCACACCAGACACUACGACUAGUUCUAUGAAAACUCCCGUCUCAUCAGAUGAUAAUACCAACACCAACUGUACCAUCUCUCCUCAGACCAGUACCACAUCUCCACAAAAACAUUCCACAUUUUUUGGCCCGGUGGUUACCAGCUCACCCGAGUCAACAGUAUCUUAAAUUUCAACACACUAAUUGUGCUUGACCAUUCUGUAGAGGAUGUGUGAGUGCCUUACUGAGGACAUGUUUAUGUUUGAUGCCAGUGAUGCCUUUGUUCAAUGAAUUUCUUACAUUGAAUGUUCAUAUGGUAUGAAUGAUUAAAAAAAGAAAACUUUUUUUGUUUUAAUUUGCUGUGACCUAAGAGUAUGUUGUUUUGUUUUAUUAACUGUUUUGUUUGUGAUAUAAGGAAUAAAUACAUUUUCUUGUUUUGUUUGUAAAUUUUGUUCAUUGUAAGUUCAACUGAGGAAACGUUUGUUCCACAGGAAGUUUCUGGAACAUUCCUCAAGAGCAAUCAGAAAAUUUGAUUCUCCAUGUAUGCUGUAAUUCAAAACAAAUGUCCAGAUCUCAUUGUAAAAAUUCUAAAUAAAGAAUGAUUUGUGUAUUAA